GGUUUUUCUCUCCCCAGCUUCAUCUCUGCCUACUGUCUGACCUGCUCUGCUUCAAGAAAGGCACCAUGCUGCUCUGGAUGGUUCUACUGCUCUGUGUUUCCAUGACUGAAGCCCAAGAGUUGUUCCAGGAUCCUGUGCUGAGUCGUCUCAACUCUUCAGAGACAUCAGAUCUGCUCCUGAAGUGUACAACCAAGGUGGACCCCAACAAGCCAGCUUCUGAGCUCUUUUACUCUUUCUACAAGGACAACCACAUCAUUCAGAACAGGAGUCACAACCCACUAUUUUUCAUCUCAGAAGCCAAUGAGGAAAACUCUGGGCUUUACCAGUGUGUGGUGGACGCUAAGGAUGGCACAAUUCAGAAAAAGAGUGACUAUCUGGAUAUCGACCUCUGCACUUCUGUAUCCCAACCUGUGCUGACUCUGCAACACGAAGCCACUAACCUUGCUGAAGGAGACAAAGUGAAGUUUCUUUGUGAGACCCAGCUGGGCUCCCUUCCUAUCCUUUACUCAUUCUACAUGGAUGGAGAGAUCCUAGGGGAACCUCUGGCUCCCUCUGGCAGAGCUGCCUCCCUCCUCAUCUCAGUGAAGGCAGAGUGGAGUGGCAAGAACUACUCCUGUCAAGCUGAAAACAAAGUCUCCAGAGAUAUAAGUGAGCCCAAGAAGUUCCCCUUGGUUGUCUCAGGUACUGCCUCGAUGAAGAGCACCACGAUGGUUAUCUGGCUACCUGUAAGCUGCUUGGUGGGAUGGCCAUGGCUGCUGCGGUUCUGAUUUAGUUCUUCAAGCCCUGCAAAAAAAAAAAACAUGGUAUGAAAAUAAGAGGCUGCUUAUCACAGCAGGUGAUUGUGAUUUGCCGUCUGCACUAGCAAGGACAUGAUUCUUGCCAAUUGUAGAUAAUCUAAUUUAGGGGACUCUGGAGAGGGUAUGAAUGACAGAGCCUAGAGAGGGAUUAGGGGCGCUAUGAAGAAGGAUGCUGCUGCUGCUGCUGGUCUUCUUGCUCCUGGUGGCUGUUGUUAAGGAUUGUCAUGUGGUCGUGUUCAAGAGAAGAAGUCGGAGACAUGACUAUGAAGAUUGGACUUGCUUCAAGGAACCCAAUGCCCCAAAUCAGCAGAAAGUAGUAUAAAAAAGGUCUAUGCCCCCCUUUCCCCUCUAGCCUUCUUUCUCUCCUAACUAGUGUUUGUGAGUUGGAAUUGGGGUGGAAAAGGGUUUGGAGGGGAGGCGGAGUUAUAAGAACCUAAUAAAGUAGCUUUCAAAAUAUCUCAAAA
Rattus norvegicus (Norway rat) is the source of this 1261-nucleotide messenger RNA. RefSeq names its product Fc receptor-like 6 (gene Fcrl6). Lineage: Eukaryota; Metazoa; Chordata; Mammalia; Rodentia; Muridae. The transcript has 6 exons. Gene Ontology annotation, cellular component: plasma membrane. Bases 66 to 767 code for a protein of 233 amino acids. The record is from RefSeq and is marked validated.